Molecule: messenger RNA, 834 nt
Organism: Nestor notabilis (Kea)
Lineage: Eukaryota; Metazoa; Chordata; Aves; Psittaciformes; Psittacidae
Gene: KLF13
Product: Kruppel-like factor 13
Exons: 2
Coding region: 1-834 (277 amino acids)
Biological process (GO): regulation of transcription by RNA polymerase II
Molecular function (GO): DNA-binding transcription factor activity, RNA polymerase II-specific; RNA polymerase II cis-regulatory region sequence-specific DNA binding
Source: RefSeq, a predicted model, not a curated record
AUGGCAACAGCAGCAUAUGUGGAUCAUUUUGCAGCAGAGUGCCUUGUUUCUAUGUCCAGUCGUGCCGUUAUCCAUAGUCCCAAAGGGGAGCCUGAUCCCCAACCUGAUGCAGCAAUACCUCCUUCAUCAAAUGGAGAAGAUAAGCGGGAAGUCAGGGAAACCGGGAAAGACAAUGGAUCAACAUUGCUGGUGGUAGCUAGCAUUUUAGCAGAUCUGAACCAGCAUGUCCCAAACUCACCCGCUCUAAGGAUGGAAGAAACUGAGACCUUGGAUAUCACAGAACAAAUACACAUUUCUAUGGUUCCUAAGGAGUUUGGGGAAGAAAGUGUGUCUUCGGCUGGGAAGCGUGGAGGAGGAAGAGCAGCCACACCUACUAGCCUGGCUGCAGUAACUGAGCCAAGCCCCAGACAAAAGAACAAACGCACGAGAAGCUGGACUGACCCUGGAUCACCCCAGAAAAAGCACAAAUGCCACUAUGUGGGGUGUGAAAAAGUUUAUGGCAAAUCUUCCCAUCUUAAAGCUCAUCUAAGGACCCACACAGGUGAACGGCCUUUCGAAUGCAACUGGCAAGGGUGUAACAAGAAGUUUGCCCGUUCCGAUGAGCUGGCCCGCCACUACCGCACCCACACUGGAGAGAAGAAGUUCAGCUGUCCCCUCUGCGAGAAGCGCUUCAUGCGCAGCGACCACCUGACGAAGCACGCCCGCCGCCACGCCAACUUCCACCCAAGCAUGCUCAAGAGGAGAAGUGGAAGCAGCUCAAGAACAGGGUCUGUCAGUGACUACAGCCGCUCCGAUGCCUCAAGUCCGACAAUUAGCCCUGCCAGCUCCCCAUAG